CACCCCCACCUCCUCUCUCCCAUCUCCAUUUCCGCCCCCCCUCUCGCCGCCGCCGCCGCCGCCAUGGCCACCUCCACCUCCGCCGCCACCGCCCCCCUCACCUGCCACCACCUCGGCCUCCGCCUCCGCCCUCGCCUCCCCUCCCUCCCCCUCCGCCCCCUCUCCCCCUCCCCCUCCCUCUCCCUCUCCCGCCCCACCCCACUCACCCCUUCUCCUCCUCCUCGCCACCGCGCCCUUCAUGCCUCCGCCUCCGCUGCUCCAGCGGCGCCGCCGUCGCAGCCGCCGAAGCCGGUGCUUCAGGGGGCGGCAAUCAAGCCGCUGGUGGCAACCAUCGGGACCGGGGUGCUGAUAUGGCUGGUCCCGCCGCCCGCGGGCGUGGCGCGCAACGCGUGGCAGCUGCUGUCCAUCUUCCUCGCCACCAUCGUCGGGAUCAUCACCCAGCCUCUCCCGCUCGGCGCCGUCGCGCUGCUCGGCCUCGGCGCCGCCGUGCUCACGCGGACGCUCACGUUCGCCGCCGCGUUCUCCGCGUUCGGCGACCCGAUCCCGUGGCUCAUCGCGCUCGCCUUCUUCUUCGCCCGCGGCUUCAUCAAGACCGGCCUCGGAAGCCGCGUCGCCUACGCCUUCGUCUCCGCCUUCGGCGGCUCGUCGCUCGGGCUCGGCUACGCGCUCGUGUUCGCCGAGGCGCUGCUGGCGCCGGCCAUCCCGUCGGUGUCGGCGCGCGCGGGGGGCAUCUUCCUGCCGCUCGUCAAGUCGCUGUGCGAGGCGUGCGGCUCGCGCGCCGGCGACGGCACGGAGAGGAGGCUCGGGUCGUGGCUGAUGCUCACGUGCUUCCAGACGUCGGUGAUCUCGUCGGCGAUGUUCCUCACCGCCAUGGCAGCGAACCCGCUGGCGGCGAACCUGACGGCGGGGACGAUCGGGCAGGGGAUCGGGUGGACGCUGUGGGCGAAGGCCGCCAUUGUGCCGGGCUUGCUGUCGCUGGUGUUUGUGCCGUUGAUUCUGUACCUGAUCUACCCGCCGGAGGUGAAGACCAGCCCCGACGCGCCGCGGCUGGCGAAGGAGCGGUUGGAGAAGAUGGGGCCUAUGAGCAAGGAGGAGAAGAUCAUGGCUGGAACGCUGUUCCUCACGGUAGGUCUUUGGAUCUUUGGUGGAAUGCUGAAUGUGGAUGCAGUGUCUGCUGCAAUUCUUGGCCUAUCCGUCCUCCUGAUUUCUGGAGUUGUUACAUGGAAAGAGUGUUUGGGGGAGGCUGUAGCGUGGGAUACCCUUACAUGGUUUGCUGCUCUUAUUGCAAUGGCUGGAUACCUCAACAAAUACGGGUUGAUCUCUUGGUUCAGUGAGACUGUUGUGAAGUUUGUUGGUGGCCUUGGUCUCUCAUGGCAACUAUCGUUUGGUGUCUUGGUGCUGCUGUACUUCUACUCCCACUAUUUCUUUGCCAGUGGCGCAGCGCACAUUGGAGCAAUGUUCACUGCAUUUUUGUCAGUGUCCAGCGCCUUGGGCACUCCUCCUCUAAUUGCUGCCAUGGUUCUUUCAUUCCUCUCAAACAUCAUGGGUGGACUCACGCACUAUGGAAUUGGGUCUGCUCCUGUCUUCUACGGUGCUGGCUAUGUUCCACUGGCUCAGUGGUGGGGGUAUGGAUUUGUCAUUUCCAUCGUUAACAUCAUCAUCUGGCUUGGUGCUGGAGGCUUCUGGUGGAAGAUGCUCGGCUUGUGGUGAGGAGCAAAGUAAAUGCGGGUUUUUCCGUUUCUGUUUCGGUAGAAGACUGAAAGAAACCUAGCUGAAAUUGCGGUAGCACAGGUACAGCCAUCCGCAAAUUUUGUCGACAUGAUUUUGCAACCAGCAACCCAUUCUUUUAGUUUGUACCAAUACAUUUGUUUCAUCCUUGGGUUCUAACUGUUAAUUGCAAAGCCUGGGCACAGUUUUACUGGCAACAAUUGGUAUGUUGAAUGGAUCUUGGUGAUCUUAACCUGCAGAUUGUGACCCUUGUGCCUCUAUAUUAUGAUCAGAAUUGGUUGCAUUUAUGUUC
Oryza sativa Japonica Group (Japanese rice) is the source of this 2020-nucleotide messenger RNA. Its product is annotated as dicarboxylate transporter 1, chloroplastic. Lineage: Eukaryota; Viridiplantae; Streptophyta; Magnoliopsida; Poales; Poaceae. Gene Ontology annotation, molecular function: transmembrane transporter activity. The record is from RefSeq and is a predicted model, not a curated record. Gene Ontology annotation, cellular component: membrane. Gene Ontology annotation, biological process: transmembrane transport.